AUGAACUCCUCAACCUGUGCUUUUGCAAAGAUACUGAAUGCAACCCUGUACCUCCCUAGGGAGAGAGAUUCCAGCAACUCCUCAUUUUUGGACGAAGCUUCCCUGCUUGUGUUGCAAGAAUGGACUAACCACCCUCCAUCCACAGACGUGAAGAUGUUCCUGAUCCCUCCAGUCAUCUGUCUUGUGGCAGCUGUCCUGGUAAUUCCUUCCAUCUUGUUUGUGAUUUUCUCUAGCUUCAGCAUUCGCCAAGAAACAAGGUAUCUGCUGCUGGGAAAUACUUUGCUUUGUGAUUUGAUUUACCUCCUAUUCUAUACCCUGUCUGUGGUUCUCAACAUGGCAAAUAUCAAGCCUCCCAAGUAUGCUUGUGUGCUCCUGUUGUUUUUGCUGGCAGUGACUUACUGUGGAGGGUUGCUCACAGCUGUUGCAAUGGUCCUGGACACUUACCUGGCUGUUUUGUUUCCUUUACGCUACAUUUCUAUUUUGCCAUAUUCACGAGCAAAAAAAGUGAUUCUGUUAUUGUGGAUCUCUUCUGUAGUCUUCCCAGGGAUCAUCUUCCUGGUUCUGUGGUACACUCAAAAACCUGCAUCCUGCACCAUGGAAACAUGUUCUGUUCCAAUAAUAUUGGUACUGACUCUACAUGGAAAUGACGCUGUGAAAUUCUGCUAUGUGCUUUCAGUUACUGCCCUCUUUCUCUGCUUGUCUUUAAUACUCUGUUGUUAUAUUAUCCUGUAUUAUAAAACAAGACAGUCAGGGAUAUGGAAGAGCAUUUUCUCUCGAGCCAGCAUUACCUUCUUGAUGCACCACACAAUCCUAUUCUUUUACUUCUCUCCACUUCUGGCCCUUGUUGUGGAAUCAUUGCUUUAUAUCAAUGAUGUCAUUGGACUCCAGACAGGAAUAUGGGUGUCUCUGACAAUAUGCAAUGUCCUGAUGGUUCUGCCAAAAGCUCUGUCACCUUACCUUUAUGGGCUGCGAUAUAGGGAGAUAUCAUCAUCCCUUAAAUUAAUUUUCAGAAUGAAGCGCCUCAGUCUUGUGUCGCCUGUUGUAACACAAUCAUAA
Molecule: messenger RNA, 1056 nt
Organism: Gavialis gangeticus (Gharial)
Lineage: Eukaryota; Metazoa; Chordata; Crocodylia; Gavialidae
Gene: GPR148
Product: G protein-coupled receptor 148
Exons: 1
Coding region: 1-1056 (351 amino acids)
Biological process (GO): G protein-coupled receptor signaling pathway
Cellular component (GO): membrane
Molecular function (GO): G protein-coupled receptor activity
Source: RefSeq, a predicted model, not a curated record